UUGGCCCACGUAAACAUUUACAAUCUUACACAGUGCAACAACCCAAAGUCGAGAAAACUGCGGAGAGAGAGAGUGUCUGUGUGAGUGACUGCGUGUGGAUAAGGCUAUUUCAGAAGCGCACAACGCCUACGCUACAAUGGCUGCUGUAGCUACUGUUGCAGGCAACAUCUUUACUCCGCCAUUAUUAUCCCGUCUUAAGCUCAAACCUCCAAAUACACCUCUUAUUUCUCUCUCCUCUUUUCAAUCUAAUCUCUUUGGCCUUCGCCUCUGCAUUACUUCCUUCAAAUUUCAUUCUUUCCCUCUUUCUCUCUCCUCUUCUCACCGUCUUUCGGUAUCUGCUCGAUUUACUCCCAAUAAUUCCGACGAUGAUACAAUUCUCGGCUUAUCUUCCGUUAGGUCAGAUAAAGUUAGGUUAAUUGACGAGCAGCAAAAUAUGGUUGGAGUUUUAUCGAAAAGUGAAGCUAUUCGAAGAGCUGAGGAUUUAGAGCUUGAUCUGGUGGUGGUUUCACCUGAUGCAGAUCCUCCUGUUGUCAGAAUAAUGAACUAUGACAAAUAUAGAUAUGAACAGCAGAAAAAGAAAAGGGAGCAGCAGAAGAAAAGUGCUGCAAGUCGUAUGGACUUAAAAGAACUCAAGAUGGGGUACAACAUUGAUGUCCAUGAUUAUUCUGUGCGCCUCAGAGCUGCACAGAAGUUCUUAAAAGAUGGUGACAAGGUGAAGGUUAUAGUAAAUUUGAAAGGACGUGGGAAUGCCUUUUUAGAGAAAGCGGUUCAGCUCAUCAGAAAGUUCCAAACCGAGCUUGGUGAGCUUGCAACUGAGGAGCACAAUAAUUUUAAUCGCCGGAAGCGAGAAGAUAUCACUGAGAGAUUUAUAUAUCUGAUUCUGGUACCGAACAAAAAUGUUGUGCAAAAGACCCCGGAAGCUCCAAAGACGGAAGCUCCAAAGACAGAAGUUCCAAAAAAGAAUCCCACUUCAACUCCAGAAGAAGUCUCAGCCGGCGCUUUUAGCUCUUUGAAAUCAAUGUUUAACGAAUCUUAGGAUCGGAGGGGGAUAGGCGGCUGGUAAUCGUCGUUAUGCCAAGUAUGAUAGCAACUACAGCUUUUGUAUAGCAUUAAUGAGAUAGAGUUUGUACCUUGUAUGGCUCACAUGGUUUACUCAAGGUUGUAGAAAUUACCUUCGAGUUGCUGUGGUAGGGUCAGGAGUAUAUUGUUCGUAAAAGUUAUAUGGAAAAAAAAACAAUUUUCUGAA
Beta vulgaris subsp. vulgaris (sugar beet) is the source of this 1246-nucleotide messenger RNA. RefSeq names its product translation initiation factor IF3-4, chloroplastic. Bases 137 to 1036 code for a protein of 299 amino acids. Gene Ontology annotation, molecular function: ribosome binding; translation initiation factor activity. Gene Ontology annotation, biological process: ribosome disassembly; translational initiation. The record is from RefSeq and is a predicted model, not a curated record. Lineage: Eukaryota; Viridiplantae; Streptophyta; Magnoliopsida; Caryophyllales; Amaranthaceae. The transcript is spliced from 9 exons.